AGAAGUUUGUUGGCCCGGAACCAAGCGCGCCACCGCGCAAUCCAGCUCCUUUGAAGCAGGCGGGCGAUGAAGCUUAACCUUACCCCAGCUAGAUACCAAAUCAACCUGAGCGGAAGAGAUAAAUGUAGCUGCAAAUUAGACUAAUUAUUCUUUAGCAGAUAUAACAGCAGACAACUUCAGAGCAUAUAGUUCAAUGUCAGUGAUCCUAGCUUGCAGAUUCGUGGUCAUUUGUUCCCAUGGUUUCACGGCACAAUGAGGCACACUGGCUCUUGGAAACUGUGGACCUGGGUGGCAAUGUUCCUGCUUCCUGCUUUCACUUGUGUGACGGUCAGGGACAAGUCAGAAAGUACCUGCCCGAUACUGAGGAUGAAGGGAUAUCAAGAUGACAGAAGCAAACUUCAGGUUUCAGGCUUUGAUCUGGGAGAGAGUUUUGCUCUGAGGCGUGCAUUUUGCGAAGGUGAUAAAACCUGUUUCAAAUUGGGAAGUGCCCUUCUUCUCAGAGACACUGUUAAGAUAUUUCCCAAAGGCCUUCCUGAGGAGUACUCUGUAGCGGUCAUGUUUCGAGUACGAAGAAGCACCAAGAAGGAGCGGUGGUUUUUAUGGCGGAUUUUAAACCAGCAGAAUAUGCCACAGAUUUCUAUAGUGAUUGACGGUACAAAGAAGGUGAUAGAAUUUAUGUUCCGCGGUGCUGAGGGGGAUCUGUUGAACUACGUUUUUAAGAAUCGAGAACUCCGCCCUCUCUUCGAUCGUCAGUGGCAUAAACUUGGCAUUGGUGUGCAAUCCCGAGUCCUUUCUGUCUAUAUGGAUUGUAAUUUAAUUGCAAGUCGGCACACGGAAGAGAAGGACUCUGUGGAUUUUCAUGGGAAGACAGUUAUUGCCGCGCGAGCUUCAGAUGGCAAGCCUGUGGACAUUGAACUUCACCAGCUCAUAAUCUCCUGCAAUGCAGACUUCCUAGCUAAGGAAUCAUGCUGUGACCUAGCAGCUACUAAGUGUCCUGAGCAAGACAACUUUGGAAGUACCACUCCAUCAUGGGUGACCGCUCACACUGGUGAAAUGUCUUUAUAUCUGCCAGGAAAGCAGGAACUUAAAGACCCAUGCCAGUGCAUUCCAAUCAAGGAGGAAGCAGGCUCACCAACUCUGGGUUCCCUUGGACCUAAAGGGGACAAAGGAGAACCGGGUGAAAAUGGCAUCCAUGGUCUUCCAGGCUUACUUGGUCAAAAGGGAGAACAAGGACUUGAAGGCACCAAAGGAGAAAGUGGUGAAAAGGGUUUGAAAGGUGACUUGGGUCCUCAAGGUCCACCUGGCCCAAAAGGAGAAAAGGGUGAUAUGGGACCUCCAGGGCCACCAGCCUCAACUGCUUCCAUAGGGAUACAAGGCCCCCAAGGUCCACCUGGAAAAGAAGGUCAAAGGGGAAGACGAGGAAAGACAGGACCUCCAGGAAACCCAGGCCCUCCAGGACCACCAGGACCUCCUGGGCUACAAGGACUACAGCAGACUUUUGGCGGCUCCUUCAAUAAGGGAACUGGUGAUCACGAAGCUGGUGGCCCAAAAGGAGAAAAGGGUGACUCUGGGCUGCCAGGAUUUCCAGGGUCUGUUGGCCCUAAAGGACAGAAAGGAGAACCCGGGGAGCCUUUAACCAGAGGUGAAAAGGGAGACAGAGGAGAGCCCGGCCUUUUAGGACCACAGGGAAUGAAGGGGGAACCUGGAGAUGCUGGUCCCCCUGGUUUAACAGGAAGCCCAGGGCUAAAGGGUCAGCAAGGACCUGCAGGUUCCAUGGGGCCCAGAGGACCACCAGGAGAUGUUGGAUUGCCAGGAGAACAUGGUACCCCAGGGAUACAAGGCAUUAAAGGAGAGAAGGGAGAUGCUGGUGGAAGGCUAGGCCCUCCUGGACUUCCAGGUCCAAAGGGUGAUGCUGGGCCUCCAGGGAAAAGCCUGCCAGGGAAACCAGGAUUGGAUGGAAAUCCUGGUGCACCUGGCCCACGUGGGCCAAAGGGUGAAAGAGGACUACCAGGUAUCCAUGGCUCCCCGGGGGACACAGGCCCACCAGGGGUAGGAAUCCCUGGCAGGACAGGCUCCCAAGGACCCGCCGGAGAGCCAGGUAUUCAGGGUCCUCGAGGUCUGCCCGGAUUGCCAGGAACCCCAGGGACCCCAGGGAAUGAUGGACCUCCCGGGAGAGACGGGAUGCCAGGCCUUCCAGGCCCCCCAGGUGACCCGAUUGCACUUCCUCUCUUGGGAGACAUUGGCGCCUUGCUGAAGAACUUCUGUGGCAACUGUCCAGCCAGUGUUCCCGGGCUGAAGAGCAACAAAGGGGAUGAAGGAGGCACUGGGGAACCUGGAAAAUAUGAUUCAGCAGCCAGGAAGGGGGAUGCAGGACCACGGGGUCCUCCAGGAGUCCCAGGCAGAGAGGGGCCAAAGGGAAGCAAAGGAGAGCGGGGCUACCCUGGAAUGCAUGGGGAGAAGGGAGAUGAGGGUCUUCAAGGAAUUCCUGGCCUCUCAGGAGCUCCUGGCCCAACUGGACCUCCUGGCUUAACAGGAAGAACUGGACACCCCGGUCCCACUGGAGCCAAAGGUGACAAGGGCAGCGAGGGGCCCCCUGGGAAACCUGGACCUCCUGGACCCCCUGGUGUCUCGCUCAAUGAAGGAAACGGCAUGAGCAGUUUGUACAAAAUCCAGGGAGGAAUGAAUGUUCCCAGUUACCCAGGACCCCCGGGACCUCCUGGCCCAAAAGGUGAUCCCGGCCCAGUGGGAGAGCCUGGUGCGAUGGGCUUGCCAGGACUCGAAGGAUUUCCUGGUGUAAAGGGAGAUCGAGGCCCAGCAGGUCCCCCAGGAAUAGCCGGCAUGUCGGGGAAACCCGGUGCCCCAGGCCCUCCAGGUGUUCCAGGGGAACCGGGUGAUAGAGGGCCUGUUGGAGAUACAGGUUUUCCUGGACCAGAGGGACCCUCGGGGAGACCAGGCAUAAAUGGAAAAGAUGGAUUACCAGGUGCUCAGGGCAUCAUGGGUAAACCUGGAGACAGAGGCCCCAAAGGAGAGCGCGGUGAUCAGGGAAUUCCAGGAGACAGAGGCCCACAAGGCGAACGUGGCAAACCAGGCCUUAUGGGCAUGAAAGGGGCUAUUGGUCCUGUGGGGCCCCCAGGAAGCAAGGGCUCAAUAGGAUCACCUGGCCACCAGGGCCCUCCAGGCUCUCCAGGCAUCCCCGGCACGCCGGCUGAUGCUGUUUCAUUUGAAGAAAUCAAAAUGUACAUUAAUCAAGAGGUCCUAAGGAUUUUUGAAGAGAGGAUGGCUGUGUUUCUGUCCCAAAUUAAGCUGCCAGCAGCAAUGCUGUCUGCUCAAGCUCAUGGGAGGCCUGGCCCACCGGGGAAGGAUGGGUUACCUGGACCCCCGGGAGACCCCGGACCCCAAGGCUACCGAGGACAGAAGGGGGAAAGAGGAGAACCUGGGAUUGGGCUGCCAGGGAGUCCAGGCCUUCCUGGAUCUUCAGCAGCAGGUUUGCCAGGUUCACCAGGGGCCCCAGGGCCUCAAGGACCCCCAGGCCCCAGUGGAAGGUGUAAUCCGGAAGACUGCCUCUAUCCUAUGACUUCUGCCCAGCAGAAGGCAGGUGGAAAAUGAACGCUACAGAGGAAGACUCGUUCCUGGUGAGAUGGCCGUGCCAUUAGAGCUAUUGAUCUAUGCUUUACAGCCACGUGCUCUCGAGGCCUAUGAUUUCUGGACUGUUUUUCUUUGCUUUUUUUUUUUUUCUCUGAUGUGGCACAAAUAUCUGAAGCCACCAUCUGAAUCAUAUCCUGACAGUAAUUGGAAAUCAGUAUUUUCAGAUGUUUCCCAACUUCGUUCUGUGUGUUUUGCUUUACCGUGGCCAUGAGUUCUACUCAGUUUCAUAUGAAAAUGCAAGCGAGCCUGUCACGGGUUCUUCAGAAGAAAUCUGAGGAGGUGAUAUGGGCCACAGACGACAUACGGUUUGUGAACUCAUCAACAUGCUUAGACUUUGAUUUCUGAACUUGAAUUUUUGAAAUUUAUAUUGAUAUUUGCUUCACAUUUAAAUUUACAAUUGUUGCUUGAAAGUCAUCUUUCUGCUCUUUUGAGAUUGAGACAGCAUAAUACUGCUGUUGAUUGUUCUAUGACUGAUUUUUAUGAGAAGUCUUACACCAUUCUACAUUCAUUCUAUUUAUACAGAAAAAUAGGCAAUAAGAGAUCCACUUUUAAGUUAUUUUUCAAAGGACAAACUGUGGGAGACUCUUUAUCAGGGAGCCCCCAAACUCAGCAUAGCCAACCAUCGAAAUGACUCUGCGUCUUCCUUGCUGUGAGCUCAAUUUGAAGUACUCCUCAUGACACUGAACAUAUGCUACAGGAGAAAGAAGGAACCAAACUAAUCCUAUGCUCACUUCAAUGAGUCUCCAGUGAUGGAGAAAGUGGUUUUUCCCUAAGAGGUGUUUGGUGGUGAAGUCAAAGUAGCAAGUACCAAGUCUUUGGAUUUUGACAAACUUUAGUAGUCUGGCAAGACAUUUGUUCUCCUUCACUCAUUAUUCUUCUGACUUUGUGAUCCCCAGACCCACCAUCAGGGCAAAGCACAGGACUUGUAGUGAUGGAAAACAGAAGAGUCCUCACCUUGCAAAGUGAAGGUGAAGCGCCAGCCAAUGAAUAGGUGGAGCACACGCCGUCCUAAGAAUCAUGGAUGUCUUUUUAGAAAGAGUCCAGUUCUGCAAAGAAAAGAUGGAGAUUCUGCGUGAAAGGCACUCCAUGCCUACAGUGUUCUGGGUUUGGAGAUUUUGCUCAGUUGUAGAGCACUUUCCUGGUUCCAUCCUCAGCUCUGGGGUAGAAAAUAAAUAAACAAAAUAUACUCUAAAAGGAAGCAAAACUCCAGUGGGGUUAGCUGUAUUAUCCAAUGGUAUUUUAUACUCCCUACCUAUUCAUUGUUUGGAGCAACUUUUUGUUGCUUUUAUAGAAUAUUUAGCACAAGGAUGGACGUUGCUGGGAUCUAAUUCAUUGGAUUUCCCCAGAAGCUGAGUGCACACCACCAGAGCCCUCCGGUCACAGAGACUAAUUCACACCUCAAGGAGCAGAACAUAUUCCACAGGAUAGGACGGUGUUUUCUACCUACAGGCAAUGAAUUUAGAAAAGCAAGCCCCCGAGAGUGGGGAAAGCUGUGAAGGGUUUUCCCGGGAAGCAUGCCUGACGUAAGGCAGAGUUUGUUCAAAGGCACCCAUGAUUUGAACCGGCUUUCCUUACAAAUAGAUGAGCUGCUGGCCAGGUACUGUCAACAUAGUUGUGCAUAAAUAUAGCUUUUUAGGUAUUUAAUAUUGAGUUUUCACUGUGUAUUUCCAUCCAAGUUUAUUUAUUUUCCAAGUCUACUUUAUUUAUUUCCAAUGUUUUAAAACAUCUUGUUGCUUAUUCCUUUAUUUUCUUUCUUAUGCAAUACCUGCAAUGGUGCUGUGUUUUAAACUCAUGCAAUUGGAAGAUGCAGACAUUUAUAUAUGUAUCUUCAUAAUCAAACGAUAGUCUACCCCACCCCAUGUACAUAAAGUGAAAAGAUGGUGCUAUGUGUAUAUUUUGAGCUUUCAAUUUGUUAAAUUUUCUGAAAACUUACAAAAUACCUGGCACAUAUUAAUUUACUUGAAUUUGCUGUAAAGCUAAGACUUUUAUAUGUUUUCGAAGAUUAUUUUUCAUAUUAAUUGGCAGGUUAUUUAUCCUUUUGCCUUUUGGUUUAUUCAAAAAUAUUUAUUUCAUAAUUUUAAUAUUUUCAUGAACAUUUGACUGGUGAUAAUGCAUUUGGGUUUUUUUAUUGAUCAGUUCAUAUGUAGAAAAAGGUUUCUUGUUUUGUAAAUUAUAUUCAGUUGCAUUCACUUCAGUUCCACAGAACAGAAACCUUUCUUAUACGUGGUAUAGCUAUUAUUCUUCCUUUCUCUAAUUUCUGUGACUGUGUGACUGGCUUAUUUCUGUCUCAAGGAUUUAGAUUGAUUCAUGUGACUUGAGGAGGGGAUAAAAUGUUACAUGAUACAUAUUGAGAGUGACCUGUCACCGAGAUGCAAGUUCAUUUUUAAAACUGGGGCAUGUGACUAAGUCUGAUAUAACCAGAGAGAGGGGCCUGAGAUUAUAUAGCACAAACCCUCACUCAUCUUGGAAAGUUGUUUUCCUUUUUCUGCCUCAGCUCUAUUCAUAACAAAGGGCUACAAGGAACACUUAGUCUAACAAGCAUAACAAUGAGAUUGGCAGGUGCUCAACCCUUUGGUAAAAUAAACAUGAUAAUUUGGUCCCCCAAGUAGAAUAGGAAAUGUCCCUCUAAAUAACCAUUUGUUUCAUUAAAAAAAAAUAAUUAAAAAAGCUGUUUACUUCAGGUGUUGUCUUUAGCAAGAGGAAGAAUUAUUAGUUUUCUCUCAUUCAUACUACACAUGUGUUUAAAUACAAAAUAACUAUAGGCCAUGAUGACAAUAUUACAACUUUUUUUUCUCAUAAACAAGGAUUUUAGGACUCUUUUUAAACAUUAUCCCAGUUCAGGUAGCAAUUUUAGCUACAUAUCUUCCUAUGUAGAGAUGAUCUAUUCCCAGUUCAUUUUGCUGGCUUUUAGAGUCAAAAGAAAAGAGAGAAGAAUGACCUUUCCACAUGAAAGCAUUGACCAUUACUUACAACCACAACAGAAGCAAUCUGGCUUGAGAUUUUCAACGUCUAACCUUGAUCAGAGCUAUUUAAAGACUUUGACCUCUUGUGCUUUUUUUUGUCUUUCACGAUAUAGUUGAAGAUUGAAAUUUUGCCUACUACAAAGCUUAAGGAAUUAUAUCACAAUAUACUGCCUAUAUAAAUUACCAUUUGAUUCUGAGUUUAUAAGCAAUUUCUAUGACUAUGUCCUAGACAUGGUUCAGCUCUUCAGCAUUUCUGAGAAACUUAUUACAUACCUCCUUUGUCCACAAGAUGGUAUUGGUGGCAGUUUGUUCAGAACUGAAGUCUAAACCCUAGAAAAGUUUGGUGAACAACUAAGUCAGACAUUGGCCUUUGCACUUUUGUUUUGUAAAUAUUCUUUGUUAUUCAUUUAAUUAAUUUGCGUUUUUCAGAAUUUUCAGUAGCUUUGUGAGGCAGGCACAAUAGCUUUUGGUUUGUUGGUUGUCUCAUUUGUAUUUAUUUAUUAUAUGUAUACCUAUAUGCAACAUGUGAAUUUGCUAUAAGGCUGUCUUAUGCCACUUAUGCAUUUCCAUGACUAAUGUGCACACGCUAAGUAUUCAUCCCGCCUUGCAGACAGGGUAGGUGUCCCUCUGACAAAUGAAACACAUUUAGCUUAGCACAAGGAGCUAUUUACACAUUAUACAAUGUCUAAACUCCUUAUUGCUCAAGAUAAAUUUUGCAAUUAAAUUUGGACAAUGUCUAUUUUUCUAGAAAUAUGUCACCCUUUACAAAAAUAAGUAAGAAAACUGAUUUUCAAAAUGCCAUCCUUUUUAUUUUAAAUGCCAUCCUUUUUCUAGUGUUGGUAGCACUAGCCCAAGACUGAGAAUUGGGCACAGUGAUGUUGAGGUGAUUUGAAUGACCCAGGGAAAAGCUGAACCGAUUUGACACUUGCCCUUGUCCUUAACUUACUUUCUACGCUUGUCUAGACGUAUCUACCAUGCCAAGACAUACGGUGUUUUCUCUCCUGUUCAGAGUGGGGCAUACUCUCCCUUUGUAUUCCUCUCAUCUCUAUGAGGGGAAUCCCAGGAGAGUUUAAUUAUUGCCCUUGAUGGUAAUGUUGUAGCCCAUUGACUUGUAUUUCUUCAUCAUCAGUGUGUAAAGUGGCGUUUGUUAGAUUAAAUAUAUCCAAUGAGUGGGAGUUCCAGGACACAGAAAAAGAGGUUAUUUCUAUUUUUAUUUACUAGUGUAGCUGGAGCUACCACAGCAACAUGUCACUGAACCAAGUCAUGACUUUGUUCAUCAGUUUGGUUUGAUUGAAUGCAGCUCCAAGCCAGACCCAGAGAACACUGAUUCAGGCAAGCAAACCAGCAAGAAAAUAAUUAUCCAAAAGACAAGAGGACACUUAGUCUAGCAAGAAACAGCUAUAAAGAAAAAAAUUUCAAGUUUGAUUUCAGUAGUGAUGUAUGGUUUGACUCAAGAUGUCAGCUGGUUGCUUCACGGACUCGCCCAAAGUGAACGCUGGAAAUGAGAGCAUCACUAAACUCCGGACUAACUGCUCAGCUCGUGACAUGAGUCUGGGCGUUGUUUGACCAUAACAAGCUGACAGGCAUCAACAUUCAAUUUUACAACUUUUUAUUUUGCUUUGGUUCUUAAGAUGUAUUUAGAGGAUAAAUACUUGUAGUGAAUUUGAAUUCAGAUUGUGUUAUGGACUAUUUUAUAACUAUUUAUUUUUAAAAUAACAUUUGGGAUGUAUUUUUCUUCAUUUUGUUUGUUUGCUAUCUUACCUCACCAGCUAUUUAAGGUUGAGUUUUAUUACACUCACUUCAAGUGGAAUGCUCCUCACUUUAUGAUAAAUCCCAGUGAAUAUACGCUUGUAGGCCUUGGUUCCUCUUGCUUUAUUAAUGCGUCAGGAAUGCCUCGCCUCUCUCAGCAAUAAAGGAAUCCACUCUAAAUCAGGGACCUCUAAGGUGCAAUUCUUAACACUGUGUCUACACUUUCGUCCUUCUGCGUGGCUGAAGCUCCACCCUAGUUCUGUUCUGUUAGUUCUUAGCCACGCUGAGGCUUCACAGUCACCCUCACGCCAAGAGCAAGCCCACAGCAUCCGUGGAGCCCGGGACUGCUCUACUGGAGGCUCAGUGUCUACCACACUGGCCUCACAGUUUGAAUUUGUGACCUUCCUCCCUGGCAAACUAUGCAAAGCCCAGUGUAUUGAUUUCAGAUGAGAAUUAUAAACAGAAACAGAAGUAAGAGUGAGUCCAAAAUGAUGUUCUCUUCUAAUAGAAGUUAAAAUCAAGUUAGACUUCUUGCUAGAAAGAACUCUUAGAAAGCUAAGACGAGUCGUGACUAACGUCCCUCCUAUAAUAAGUUUCUUAGCAUGGCAAUACAUAUUUAAAUAUAUAGUAUGUUUUCUAUCAGAAAUUAAUUAAAUCAAAAUAUGCCAGUGGCUUUAUAUGUCUAUAUGGACUAGCUAAUGACUUAAACAAUUCUUAACUAUCCUUGCCUUCAUAUUCCCUUACAAUAAAUUAAGUGGGUGCUCUCUAAAAAGUAUUGUUGUCUUCUCAGAUGCAACUGUGAACUUGGAGACCAAAUAAAAACACAUCAAAAUAAACUUGAAAAAGGAGACAUAAAUCCCAAAACGUUCCUUGGAGUCCAAUUUCCUCCAUUGUUUCUCUUCAGUUACAAAUGUAGAAUGAACAGCAGCACACAAAAGCAUGGGAAACAGAAAGUUAGUGUAAAUUGACAGUUUUUAAGACACAAAUAUUUAUCAGACAGCUCCCUCUUGCCAAUAACCAGAUCUAUCAAGCAUGCUACAGGUCUUUGGAUAACCUUCUCAAUGCCAUUUGAACGUGUGUAUUGCAUAUACAAUAUUAUAAAUGGCCAACUUGUAUUUAAUAUUUACUGAGCCAUUGGUACUUAAUGUUCAACAUCAGAAGUUCAUAAAAACAACUUAAGUACACAACUGGACAGUUUUUUACUACACAAAAAUCAUAACCUAUAAGGCCUAAGCACAAAUAUUGUCUUAGAGUUUUAGACUAUUUAUGGCCAUUUUCCAUUUGUAACAAAAGAAAUAGCUCACUAACGUCUCAUUUUUAGUGCCAUUUAUAUACCCCCUUCCCUAGGGUUACCAGCAUGCUUAACGGCAAUUCUCUUGCUAUUUGGGAUUGUGUUAUGGGAGACUUUUCACCAAUAUUGGUUAACUUCAAACCUGGAGCUUUUAUACCUCAGAAACAAUAUACCUCCAAAAUGAAAUAAUUGAAGCAGGGAUUUAAAUUAAGCACAUUUGGGGUCAGAUCUGAUAAUGUUUAAGGGUAGCAAUAUUGGUUUAACCUGCUUGAAAUAUAAAAUAUUCUACAUGGGUCACCAAACUGUAUGAUAUGACCACUCAUUCAUACUCUUCCGGCAAACAGAAGACAAUUAUCCAAAAUCAUCAACAAAUAUAUGUGCUCAGACUAGAAAAUUAUUUUCAUACUUAUUAACCAGCCUGUUGGCUAUUAGGAUUACGUAUCAAAUCAUCCGGCGUGACUAGAAAGAAACCAGAAAUCAUUUGCUCUUGACUAAUAUGCUGGUUUCUCAGCAACUUCAGCUGUCUACACAUUCCCCUCUUGACAGGGUCUCUGAUCAGCACUUCCCAAUCUCUAAAGCACACCAGGGAAGAUGUGGACAUCUCUAUUUUGCUAGGGAUGCAUAGUAGGCCUGCCUGGGUUUAGCAGCCAUCUUUCACGGAGAGCAUUCACUAGAAACAUUUUUUUGCAAGUUUUUCAUCAAAUAUUAGUGCUUCCCAUAAACUGUUUCAUUUAACUGAGAUUUACAGUGGGUUGGUUGUUCCUUCCAUUUGGGAGGUGCUAGUUUUGCAUAAGCUGUCUGUAAGUGGCUGUCCCAACAUUACUGUGUCUGUGGGUCUUGUUGUCCUGCCUCAAUAUGCAUCAAGUUUGUGUAACAGUUGGGUGAACUGAUAUUUGAAAUUUUAUUUUUUUAUUUCUUAUGAAUACGAUGUCAUAGGACUGAGGAACAUGUUUAAUUACUUAAUUUUUC
This is a messenger RNA of Chionomys nivalis (European snow vole), 10617 nucleotides long. It is a transcript of the gene Col19a1, whose product is annotated as collagen type XIX alpha 1 chain. The record is from RefSeq and is a predicted model, not a curated record. The transcript is spliced from 51 exons. The coding region runs from base 253 to 3606 and encodes 1117 amino acids. NCBI's taxonomy places the organism in Eukaryota, Metazoa, Chordata, Mammalia, Rodentia, Cricetidae.